Molecule: messenger RNA, 1155 nt
Organism: Paramecium sonneborni
Lineage: Eukaryota; Ciliophora; Oligohymenophorea; Peniculida; Parameciidae
Source: the annotation of a GenBank genome assembly
AAUUUCCCUCUUUUACUAAUGUCUUCUAUGUAGUUUAGGAUGAAAAAUUCCAGACCCAUAACUACUAAUGGUACAAGAACUUUGGAGUGCAGUGCCAAUAUGGGAAGCAAAUUAAUGUAUAAUAAAAACUAUCUCAUCAGGAAAUAACUUACCAGUCCUAAAUUAUCUUCUGAAUACGAAGUUACUCAAGAAGAAAUUAGGUAACUUAAACUUUAACUAAAUGCAUCAAAAAAAGAAUCAUCUUAAGCUAAAUCUCGAAUCAUAUAUUUGGAAGUAUCCAAAAUAAUCAUAUUAGAAAGAAUUACAGAGAUACGAAAACCUAGUAGAAGAACAUAGCAAAACUAAUAAUAAUAAUGAUUCCACUAAGUUAGUCAUUGAAAAAGCUGCUAUUGUGCAAAAAUUAAGAGCUAAGCAUAAGUAAUUAGUCUAAGAAUUACUUGAAAAAACUAAAGAAAUAGCUUUAUUAAAAAAAUCUACAAAAUACACUCUUGUUCAAGAAUUAGAAGUACUUUAUCGUUAAAAAUUAGAUUGAAGUUCAGCAUUACGGAGAGGAAAAUCAAAGACUUAGAGAGAAAUUAGAAUAUUAUUAAUCAAUUAUAGAUCUUCGUAGUAGUAAAGAACCUUUAGAAAAGAAAAUAAUGCAAUAUGAAAAAACUUAUAAGAUAAUUCAUAAAGAUAAUUAAGAAUUAAUGAAUUAAGUCAAACUAUUAGAAAAUUAAAAUAAGCAGCAUAAAGUAUGAUUAUAUUUUACUAUUUUCAGUAAAAAAUAGAACAACUAAAUAAAGAGAUUUCAUCUUAACAAUUAGAAAUAUAUAAAUAUUAAGAAUCAAUUAAUCAACUUUAAUCAUAUAAUGAACGUAUUCAAGCUAUGUUAGAAGAAGAAAAACUAAAUGAAUAAUAACCAAGUGAAGAGUUAAGAUAGGAAUUUGUUUAGUAAAUUGAAAUUUUAAAAAACAAACAUAUAGAAGAAUUAGAGUAAUAAUUGAGUUAUAAAUUAGUGAAAAAAAUAAAGAAGUUAGAGAUUUAAAUGCUGAAAUGUAUAAAUAAACAUUGCAUAUCCAAGAAUUAGAAAAAUUACUUGAAUAGUAUGAAGAAUCAAUUAAGGAGAAGUAAUCUUCUAAUUAAUCACCAAUGUAAUUUUAAAAAAGUUUUUGA